Messenger RNA from Maniola jurtina (meadow brown), 4151 nucleotides. RefSeq names its product facilitated trehalose transporter Tret1-like. Gene Ontology annotation, biological process: transmembrane transport. Bases 338 to 1819 code for a protein of 493 amino acids. NCBI's taxonomy places the organism in Eukaryota, Metazoa, Arthropoda, Insecta, Lepidoptera, Nymphalidae. The record is from RefSeq and is a predicted model, not a curated record. The transcript has 5 exons. Gene Ontology annotation, molecular function: transmembrane transporter activity. Gene Ontology annotation, cellular component: membrane.
UCAGUUGAAAGCAGGCUAUUGUAUGCCACGCGCCGGGCGAUCUGCGCACGCGACGGUUUACGAAUAAAAAUAAUUCGGGGAUACCACAAGGGUGCACUCUGGGUGCAGUGAUUUUGAAUUCAUACGUUAACGCCAUCAUUUGUGUCGUGCAGUGAUUUCUUUAUUUUUGUGGUCCAGUGUAUGCAGAUGCUGUAUGCAUGAUUUAAUCUGCUGCUAAAAGCUCGAAAAAUAUGACAUUAAAAAAGAAAACAGUGAAGUGAAAAAAUUUCAGUAGUUUUAGUGAGUGACAAGAAAUUCAAGUUUUUUUUUUGGUGAAGUGAAUAAGAGAUUCGGUUAUAUGAGUGAGAAGGCGUGUUUGGGCAAGAUGACGAACAUUUCUCCGGAGACCAGGAUCAUGAUGAUGAGGGGGGAGGAUGGAAGGCAAGGCUACAGGCGACAAAUCCUGGCAGCAUUAGCCGUCUCGCUGGGCCCCUUCGCGGCAGGCCUCAGCAAGGGCUACAUGUCGCCCGCCAUCGCGUCCAUGCAGGAGUCCCAGCACGACUCGUCCUUCACCGUCAGCGACCAGCAGGCCAGCUGGAUCGCAAGCUUGAGCUUAUUAGGAGCCCUGAUCGGCGGCAUUCUCGGAGGCAUGACAAUGAGGCUGGGGAGGCGCACGAUACUCCUGGUGUCAGCUCUUCCCUUUUCUCUCGCGUGGCUGGCGACCGCUCUGUCCACCAGCGUCAACAUGAUCUCCGUCACCUCGUUCUGCGGCGGGAUGCUGAUUUGCUGCAUAACUAUGAUCACUCAGGUUUACGUCACGGAAAUAGCAGUGCCAGAAAUACGAGGCUGCCUCAGCUCUGUACUGAAGAUCUUAAGCCAGAUUGGUAUCCUCAUAUCUUUCUCCCUUGGAGCUUAUUUAAACUGGCAUCAGCUGGCUUUGGUCGUUGCUGCCGCUCCAGUCCUACUCUUCUUAGCUCUUCUAUUCAUCCCCGAAACGCCGUCUUCUCUGUUCCUCCGAGGAAAAGAAGAAGAAGCGGCUGACUCCCUUCAAUGGCUUCGAGGUCCUGACGCCGAUAUCCGACAAGAACUAGCAACGAUAAGAACGAAUAUUCUAGCAAGCAAGCAGUACAACGAUGGACGAACGGGAAAGUUGAAAGUCCUUUUAUCCAAAAGACUUACUCGACCUGUCUUGAUCACGUGUGGACUGAUGUUCUUCCAAAGGUUCACUGGAGCACAUGUUUUUAACUUCUACGCUGUGCCUAUGUUCAAGAAAACUUUCAGGAUGAUGAAUCCACACGGUGGAGCCAUCGCUACUAGCGUGGUUCAACUUCUUGCUUCAUGCUUAUCAGGAAUGUUGAUAGACCAUGUUGGGAGACUACCUUUGUUAAUGAUAAGUGGUGUGAUGAUGUCUAUAGCUUUAGCGGGUUUCGGUUCCUACGCGUAUUACGAAGAUGUCUUCCGGAAUUCAACAGACUUAACUAAUGUGGAACCUGGUUCAUAUGACUGGAUUCCGCUUCUUUGCGUUUUAACGUUUACUAUAGCGUUCUCACUUGGUAUCAGUCCUAUAUCUUCUCUUUUGAUUGGAGAACUGUUUCCUCUAGAAUACAGAAGUACUGGGAGUGCGCUAGCGACCAGUUUUAGUCAUCUUUGUGGUUUCGUUAACGUUAAGACAGCUGCAGAUUUUCAAGAUCACAUCGGUUUAUAUGGUCUAUUCUGGUUAUACGCUGGAAUUUCUGUUCUUUGCCUCCUAUUUGUAGUGCUUUUUGUCCCUGAAACGAAGGGAAGAGAAAUAGAUGAGAUGGACCCAAAAUAUGUGGAAUCGUUAUGUAUAAACCGAUAGUAUUAAAGUGUAGCAAGUAAUGGUUGCAAAUAUAGACUGAAUUUCUUUGUAGAUAGUAGAAAGGUGUGUUUAGAAAGUGCACAAAUGAAAGGCGUAGAAAAGUAUCGCUGUGCUAGAAUGAAGCCCUUAUACAGUAUUAUAUAUUAGAGUUUAUAUCUUAAGAGGUUUUGAACAGUGCCUUACGUGUUUGUGUAAAUGUUAGAUAGUACCUCUUACAAUUGCAUCACAAGUUUUUAUGCAAGUAUUUUAACUGUUGAAGUAAUUUAGAUUAAAGUUCCUUAAUAUCGACGCUUAUUUCCAUUUCAAUUGAAAAUCAAACCAAAUAACGAGAAUUUAUUUGUAUCCAUGUAUUUUUAAAGAUCUGCAUUUUUUUUUUUUUUAGAAAAUAUGCAAACUUGUAUUGUGCGUUUUAAGAAUAUUGUAUUAAAGAUACAAUAAGAUUGAAUUCGAUUGCCAAAAUACUGUAAAAAUACUGAUUUGAUAUUUCAAUUCUUACUGUAAUUAAAGAAAAUAAAAUAAUUAUUCUAAAUAUUAUAGAUAUAAGAUUAUUAUGUAAGUGAAAACUAUUCUUCCCAAUGCCUUAAAUUUUCGAUGCUUUUGCAUUUUCGCGGACACAAAAAGUUAAUAAUGUGAUGAAUAUUUUUAACAGUAUUGAUAAAAAAAUAAUAGUUUUUAUAAGCGGUAAAAUUAUAGGUUUAGAGUGAUACAAGUUAUAAGUGUUGUUUUGUCAAUGUAUGUACUAUUUAUGUGUUACAAUCGGCAGAUAACUUAACUUUUACUAAGUGAGGGGUUUUCUUGAAUUUUCACCUAAAAAGUGUCCUCAGGUUUUAUUGCGAAAACUCAUAAUAUCUACUUGGUUUAAAAUAUUUGCUUUUUUGAAUAUUCAUUAUUAAUACACAUACCUAAUGUGUAAGAAGAAUAUAACAAAAUUCAUGCUUACAAAAUAUUACAACCAUAUCCAUUUCAAUUCGAUUGUUUAGCAAUUUAUCGGACAGACAACAGAUUUUGAAAUCAUGCCUACAACUGAUAUCUAGUUACAACUCUUGCAAAUGAAUUAAAAUUAUGACUACAUUUUGGUCUAGUCUAUUGACAAGACGGUAGGUAUCUUAUUUCAUUUCUUACUCAAGAUUAAGAUUUUGGGUCAACAGAAUUCGCUAUGACCUACAGUGCGCUAGUGUGAAUCCACCUUGAGCUAUCUGCCGAUUGGAAUACAAAAAAUAUUAUAGAUAAAUGUUUCAAAUCUAUCAUAAAAUUCUAUGAAUUUAUAUAAAAAAAAUAUAUUGUGAUAUUACUACAAGGCGAAACUUUAUUACAAAGUGUACAGGACCUAUGUAGCUAAAAUAUAUAUGUUUCGUUCACCAGUGUUUGAAAAUGAGCAUUUUUCCGCCUUAAGAGUGCUCUUCGAGUUUCAAAGUUAAAGGGGCUCAAAGAUUUUCAUACUUUAAAACUACAAAUUUUUACGGAAAUCUAAAAAUUAUAGACACAGAUACUAAAUUCCUAAAGCGUGUCUACAUUUUAAUUGCUUAGUAUUAAAAUGAGAAUUAAUCUUCGUUUGUAUGCAGCGUGCUCGAAGAACACUCUUCUUAGUGUAGAUCGAUUUGAAAAAAAAUGGUGCUAAACUGGUGCCUUGCAUACGUCUAAAGAAAAUGUAUUUAAUUAAAGUAAAUAAUAUACCAGACUAGUUGUAGAGUUGAAGUCAUGGAAAUAGAAAGAUUUUUGAUUCAAAUACAAUUUUUACAAACGUUUUUGUACUUUUACAAGUAUUUUUGAAAUUGUCAAGUGCAUACUAUCCGAGAUAAAAGAAUGCUACACAUUAACCUUGGUCCACCGUAGCAUUACUUUUAGGAACAUUAGUUUUGAGAAUUCCCACGUUUUUUUGGCGAUAACUCAAAAAAAUAUUUUAUGCAAUUUACGACAGUGUUUUUUUUCCAAUAAAAAUAGGGAGCAAACGACCAGGCGGAUCACCUGAUGUUAAGUGAUUAUCGCCGCCCAUGAACAUUUGCAGCACCAGAGAAACCGCCCUAUGCGUUGCCGGCCUUUCAGGUGUAGUAGAGAUGCCCACGCGCAUCGCUUAUUAGAACUUGCUCUGCAACUAGUCUAGGUACUCUACGAUAUGCAAUUGUUAUUGUAUUUUUAUUAUAUUUUCAAUGUUGUAUAUAAAAAUGUAGAUCUAAGUUUGUAAAUAAAAUAGAUAUUUAUGUAUUAAUCGUUUUACAAAAUUUUGCCAUAUUAUAUUGACUGGUGUACAUCGUACGCCGAUUAAAGAGUAUUUUGUCACGUGUACUUAAAAAAAUGGUGAUUUAAGUGUUUCAAUAAAAUGUUUUUAAUCGUG